AUGGCAUUACCAACAUUGAGCGCUGUUGACUAUAUUCUUCUCAUUUUACUUCUUCUGUCAUCAGCGAUUAUUGGUGCUGUGUUUGGUUUUGUUAAAUCAAAAAAAAGUUCAGCGAAAGAAUUUCUUCUAGCUGAUGGCGGCAUGGGAGUAUUCCCAACAGCUCUUAGUAUUAUGGUUUCGUUUCUCUCAGCUAUUACAUUACUAGGAACACCGAGCGAAGUCUAUAUGUAUGGAACUAUGUAUUUAUAUCAAGCUAUUUCAUGGAUAAUCGCUUCAACAUUGACAGCAUUGAUAUUUAUGCCGAAAUUUCGUGAAUUGAACUGUACCAGUGCUUAUGAAUACUUAGAAAAACGUUUUGAUCGAUCAGUACGCAUGUGUGCUUCAUUUGCAUUUUCAUUCUUUAUGUUAAUUUAUAUGGCUAUUGUUUUAUAUGCUCCUGCAUUAGCACUAAGUCAAAGUAAAUUAUUUAUUCAAUAUCAAAUAAGAAAAGGACAAAUCGCUACUCUUUUAGCUACUGGUUUGAACAUUUGGAUUUCUGUCGUUUCAAUUGGUGUAAUUUGUACGUUUUAUUCAUCAGUGGGUGGGAUGAAAGCAGUCAUUUGGACCGAUGUUUUACAAGCAGUAGUUAUUCUUGUGGGACUUCUUGCUGCUAUUAUUCAAGGUUUUAUUUCCCUUGGUGGCGUGCGGGCAGCAAUAUCCAUUGCAUCCAAAGGUGGUCGAAUUGAAUUCAAUAGUGUAAGCCUUGAUCCUCGCGUUCGCCAUACAGUUUGGUCACUACUCAUUGGCGGUUCGUUUAAUGCUUUAUCUACGUACGGCUUUAAUCAAACUCAAGUACAACGGUACAUGUGUGUUCGUACGACUCGCGGUGCUAAACAAGCAUUAUUUAUCAACGCAUUUGGUGCUACUAUUAUCAUUUGGCUAUCUGGCAUUAUUGGACUGAUUCUCUAUGCAUACUAUGCUGAGUGUGAUCCAUUCACAGCUAAAUAUGUGACUGAUAUUGAUCAAAUAUUCCCAUAUUUUGUUAUGGAAGUAUUGAGUGGUAUAAAAGGUUUACCGGGAAUUUUUCUUGCUUGUGUUUUUUCUGGUUCAUUAUCAACAAUAUCAUCUGGUUUAAAUAGUCUUGCAGCGGUGAUUAUUGAAGAUGUCUAUAAAGGUUUAAUGGGGAAAACUCUAACUGAUGAACGACAAGGCUUGGCAUCGAAAAUCUUUUCAAUUGUAUUAGGAGCUGUAGUCAUGUUGUUAACCUAUGUUGUUAGUUAUCUUGGAUCAAUUCUUAAUGCUGCAUUAUCAUUAUUUGGUGUUUUAUCUGGUCCAGUGAUGGGCGCGUUUUUUCUUGGCUUCUUUUUUCCACAAGCCAAUAGUCGCGGUGGUUUUAUUGGAUUUAUAGCGAGUCUUUUGUUACAACUGUGGAUAUUUUUGGGAGCACAAAUAACAAAAAAUCAAAUGAAAAGUGAACGCUUGCCAUUAUCAGUUGCAAACUGUCCUACACUAGUAAAUAUUACAACAACAUUAACAACAUCGACUAGAUCUAAUCCAUUAAUUGAUUUUUAUUCUGUAAGCUAUAUGUGGUAUACACCAAUAGCUGUGGGCACUGUUGUAAUAGUUGGACUUAUUGUAUCUUACAUAACUGGUCCGCAGAAACCAAAUGAAAUCGAUCCUAAAUUACUCAUAUCUGUUAGUGAUUUAUGUUGCUGUUGUUUACCUAAACGUAUACGUGAUUGGUUUCGAUGUGGCAUUAUUGAGAAUGGUUAUUUUGAGAAAAAGGCUGAAAAUGAUAUUGAAUUACCAGUAUCGGAAGAAUUCGAUAAAGCCCGUAAUAGUUUUUGUUCACAAACAUUUAGCACAGAUACAAAAGAUACAUUUCCAUCGGAUAUUGUAAUAGAAAACGUAGUGGAAAAAGGUCACGAUAAUCCAGCAAUGGCGAUGAAAGACUAG
Molecule: messenger RNA, 1935 nt
Organism: Rotaria socialis
Lineage: Eukaryota; Metazoa; Rotifera; Eurotatoria; Philodinida; Philodinidae
Source: the annotation of a GenBank genome assembly